Molecule: messenger RNA, 702 nt
Organism: Raphanus sativus (radish)
Lineage: Eukaryota; Viridiplantae; Streptophyta; Magnoliopsida; Brassicales; Brassicaceae
Product: universal stress protein PHOS34
Exons: 4
Coding region: 97-576 (159 amino acids)
Source: RefSeq, a predicted model, not a curated record
UAGCCAGAAAGCAACAUUCUCACAACUCUUCACCAUCUCUCUCUGUAAAAAUCUAAACAAAACUCAUUUCAAGUUCGAUCAAGAAAACCAAGAACGAUGCCUAAAGACAGGAAGAUCGGAAUCGCCAUGGAUUUCUCGGAGAGCAGCAAGAACGCACUCAAAUGGGCCAUCGAGAACUUAGCUGACAAAGGAGACACACUUUACAUCAUCCACACGUUACCUACCUCUGAUGCUGAAUCUCGCAACGCCCUCUGGCUCGAAUCCGGUUCUCCUCUCAUACCGUUGGAUGAGUUUAGGGAACCGAAGAUCAUGGAGAACUACGGUGUCAAGAUCGACAUCGCAUGUCUUGACAUGCUCGACACUGGUUCAAGGAAGAAAGAGGUUCAUGUCGUGACAAAACUAUACUGGGGUGAUGCAAGAGAGAAGCUGGUUGAUGCUGUUAAAGAACUCAAACUGGAUUCUAUUGUCAUGGGAAGCAGAGGACUCAGUGCCCUUCAAAGAAUAAUAAUGGGAAGCGUGAGCAGCUUUGUGAUCGACCACGCGCCUUGCCCUGUCACCAUUGUCAAGGAUGACUAGAAAGAAAUGUCUUCUUCGCGCGUAUAAUCUACCAAAAAUAAUGUCGCAGUUUAUGUUUUUAAUAAAGAACUUUUUUUCUUGCUUGUGUUUGUUCUAUUUGAAAUAUUGACACAUAAUUUUCGCUUA